AUGGCCACCUGGUGGCAGGGCCCGUGGGCCUAUCGCUUCUACCUGUUUGUGUACAUCCUGCCCAUUAUCCUGCUGCCUCUGCCCAUCCUCAUUCCCGCCAAGCAAACCUACUGUGCCUACACCAUCAUCAUCAUGGCGCUCUUCUGGUGUGUCGAGGCCCUGCCCCUGGCUGUCACCGCCCUCUUCCCCCUCUUCCUGUUCCCCAUGAUGGGCAUAAUGGAUGCCUCCAAGGUCUGCGUGGAGUACUUCAACGACACCAACAUCCUGUUCAUCGGGGGGCUGCUGGUGGCCAUUGCCGUCGAGCAUUGGAAUCUGCACAAGCGCAUCGCGCUCGGCGUGCUCCUCAUCAUUGGGGUGCGGCCUGCUCUGCUGAUGCUGGGCUUCAUGAUGGUCACCGCCUUCCUGUCCAUGUGGAUCAGCAACACGGCCACCACGGCCAUGAUGGUGCCCAUCGCGCAGGCCGUCCUGGAGCAACUGCACAAGGCGCCCGCGGGCAAGGAUGUCGAGGAGGGCAGUGACAACCCCUCCUUCGAACUUCAGGAGAAAAGCCCCCCGAAGGAAGGGACCACUGUUGAUAAUGGGCAGGUCCACCCUGUCCCACCGGGUCCUUUGGAGCCAAAGGCACAGAAGACCGAGGAACAGAUCCGCUUUUCCCAGGGCAUGAGCUUGUGCGUGUGCUACUCGGCCAGCAUCGGGGGCAUCGCCACACUGACUGGCACCACACCCAACUUGGUGCUGCAGGGCCAGAUCAACUCGAUCUUCCCCGACAAUGGCAAUGUGGUGAAUUUUGCCUCCUGGUUCGGUUUUGCCUUCCCUGCCAUGAUCAUCUUGCUGCUGUUUGCCUGGGUGUGGCUUCAGUUCCUCUUCCUGGGGUUCAACUUCCGGAAGAACUUUGGCAUGGGCGAAGAGGCACGAGGUCAACAGCAGGCAGCCUUCCGAGUCAUCCAAAUGGAGCACAGGCGGCUGGGCCCCAUGACCUUCGCGGAAAUGGCUGUCACUUUUCUCUUUGUCUUCCUGGUCCUGCUCUGGUUCACCCGGGAGCCAGGCUUCUUCCUCGGUUGGGGCAACCUGGCUUUUUCCGAUGCCAAGGGGGUAAGCGUGGUGUCUGAUGGGACAGUGGCCAUCUUCAUCAGCGUCAUAAUGUUCAUCGUGCCCUCCAAGAUCCCAGGGCUGACUGAGAAGCCAGGAAAGCCGGGGAAGCUAAAGGCCCCUCCUGCCCUCCUCAACUGGAAGACAGUGAAUGAGAAAAUGCCCUGGAAUAUCGUUUUCCUGCUGGGUGGUGGCUUUGCCCUGGCCAAGGGCAGUGAGGAAUCAGGCCUGUCUGAGUGGCUGGGGGACAAGCUGACCCCACUGCAGAACGUGUCGCCUCCCGCCAUUGCCUUUAUCCUCUGCCUCCUGGUGGCCACCUUCACCGAGUGCACCAGCAAUGUGGCCACCACCACUCUCUUCCUGCCCAUCCUGGCCUCCAUGGCUAAGGUCAUCUGCCUCCACCCUCUCUACGUCAUGCUCCCUUGCACUCUGGCCGCCUCCCUGGCCUUCAUGCUGCCGGUGGCCACCCCGCCCAAUGCCAUCGUCUUCUCUUUUGGAGGAAUCAAAGUGUCUGACAUGGUCCGGGCGGGAUUCCUGCUCAACAUCAUGGGCGUGCUGGUCAUCAUGCUGGCCAUCAAUACCUGGAGCUACCCCAUCUUCAGCCUGGACACCUUCCCUUCCUGGGCCAACACCAACGCAACCCACUGCCUGAAGAACGCCACCACGCCCAGCCCCUAG
Messenger RNA from Pipistrellus nathusii (Nathusius's pipistrelle), 1767 nucleotides. Lineage: Eukaryota; Metazoa; Chordata; Mammalia; Chiroptera; Vespertilionidae. The record is from the annotation of a GenBank genome assembly.